Messenger RNA from Papaver somniferum (opium poppy), 2864 nucleotides. Its product is annotated as exocyst complex component SEC15B-like. The transcript has a single exon. The coding region runs from base 90 to 2579 and encodes 829 amino acids. Gene Ontology annotation, cellular component: membrane; exocyst. NCBI's taxonomy places the organism in Eukaryota, Viridiplantae, Streptophyta, Magnoliopsida, Ranunculales, Papaveraceae. Gene Ontology annotation, biological process: exocytosis; intracellular protein transport; Golgi to plasma membrane transport. The record is from RefSeq and is a predicted model, not a curated record.
UCCACCUUCAUCUCCGCGGAUCUAGAAAAAAUGUCACUAUAACCUAAUUUUUCUGCAGAUUUCUUCUUCUUUCAAACUCAUCAUUCAAAAUGCAGUCAACUAAAUCCAGAAGAAAAAUCACACCGAUCACAAACACCACCACCGCCAUCAACAACAACAAAGCGAUCAUCAACAGCAACGGUGCCGGAGCAGCAGCAGCAGCAGAUUCAGAAAAACUCGACGAGCUUUUACUCUUUUCAGCAAUCUGUAACGGUGAAGAUUUAGCAUCGUUCGUUCGUAAAGCAUUUAUCUCAGGUAAACCAGAAACACUCUUAUCACGUCUCCGAUCAUUCACUAAAUCAAAAGAAUCGGAAAUCGAAGAAGUAUGUAAAAUCCAUUACCAAGAUUUUAUUACAGCAGUUGAUGAAUUAAAGUCAUUAUUAUCAGAUGUUGAUAAAUUGAAAUCAUCGUUAUCAGCUUCAAAUAAUCAAUUACAUUCUGUUGCAUCACCAUUACUGGAUUCAUUGGAUUCGUUUAUUGAAUCUAAGAAUGUUAGUAAGAAUGUGAGCUUAGCGAUUGAGUCUGUUCAGAUCUGUAUUAAAUUAUUAGAAAAUUGUGGCAGGACUAAUUCACAUUUGUUGAGUAAUAAUUAUUAUAUGGUUUUGAAAUGUGUUGAUAAUAUUGAAAGAGAUUAUUUGGGUAAGAUUGAUUCGUCGACUAUAAAGUGUAUGUUAGAGAGACAGAUACCGUUGAUUAGAGGGUAUAUUGAGAAAAGAGUUAAUAAAGAGUUUGGAGACUGGCUUGUUGAGAUUAGAAUUGUUAGUAGGAAUUUAGGGCAGUUGGCGAUUGGACAAGCGUCUUCGGCUAGGCAGAGAGAGGAGGAGUUAAGGAUUAAACAGCGGCAAGCGGAAGAGCAGAGUAGAUUAAGUUUGAGAGAUUGUGUUUAUGCUUUAGAAGAAGAAGAUGAUGACGAAGAUGUUGGUAAUGUAGGAGGUGAUGAUAGUGGGAGUGACAAGUUGGUGAGUAAUGGUGGUGGUGGCGGGAUGUUAGGUUUUGAUUUGACUCCGUUGUAUAGAGCGUAUCAUAUUCAUCAGACACUUGGUUUGGAGGAGAGAUUUAAGCAUUAUUAUUUUGAGAAUCGGAAGCUUCAGUUAACAUCAGAUUUUCAGGUAUCGUCAAUGACGCCUUUUCUCGAGUCACAUCAGACUUUUUUCGCUCAGAUUGCUGGUUUCUUUAUUGUAGAAGAUCGGGUUUUGAGAACAGGUGGCGGGUUGAUUUCGAAAUAUGAAGUGGAGAACUUAUGGGAAACUGCGGUAAUCAAAAUGUGUUCUGUUUUAGAAGAUCAAUUCUCUAGAAUGCAAACGGCAAAUCAUCUAUUGCUAAUUAAAGACUAUGUUAGUUUACUUGGAGUGACACUGCGCCGAUAUGGAUACUUAGUUGAUCCACUGCUCGAUGUAUUGAGUAAACACAGAGACAAAUACCAUGAACUCUUACUGUCUGAUUGUCGAAAGUUGAUUGCAGAAGCAGUUUCUGCUGAUGGGUUUGAGCAGAUGCUAAUGAAGAAAGAAUACGAGUACUCGAUGAAUGUGUUAUCAUUUCAGAUACAAACCUCUGAUAUAACCCCUGCGUUUCCCUACAUUGCACCGUUUUCUUCCAUGGUGCCAGACUGUUGCCGUCUUGUUCGAUCCUUUAUUGAAGAUUCUGUAAGUUUCAUGUCCUAUGGUGGACAAUUAGAUUUCCAUGAUGUGGUUAAGAAGUAUUUGGAUCGGCUUCUAGGUGAGGUUUUGGAUGAGGCGUUACUAAAUAUUGUAAAAUCGAAUGUUCAUGGGGUAUCCCAAGCUAUGCAAGUUGCUGCUAACAUGGUGGUUCUGGAACGAGCUUGUGAUUUCUUCUUCCGUCAUGCUGCACAACUUUCUGGAAUACCUUUGAGAAUCACUGAGAUUAAGAAAAGUAAAUUUCCGUUGACUAGCUCCCGUGAUGCAGCUGAAUCAAUGCUUUCAGGUCUUCUUAAAACUAAGGUUAAUGGGUUCAUGGCAUUAACAAAGAAUAUUAAUUGGAUGGCUGAUGAAGCUCCACCUAACGGAAAUGAAUAUGUUAAUGAAGUGAUUGUAUAUCUCGAAACACUGGUUUCUACUGCUCAACAGAUAUUACCGGUUCAAGUACUUCAUCGUGUUCUACAAGAAGUUCUGUCUCACAUAUCAGAGAAGAUUUUAGGGAUCUUGGCUGGGGAUUUGGUGAAGAGGUUUAGUAUAAAUGCUGUUAUGGGGAUUGAUGUGGAUAUACAAUUACUGGAGUCAUUUGCAGAAAACCAAUCUAAUCUCUUUACAGAUGUGGAAUCGAAUCAAUUGAAGUCUGCAUUGGUUGAGUCUAGGCAAAUGAUUAAUUUGCUUUUAAGCAAUCAAGCAGAGAAUUUUCUGAAUCCAGUGAUCAGGGAGAGGAGUUACAAAGCUUUAGAUUACAGGAAAGUGGUAACAAUAGCUGAGAAAUUAAAAGAUCCUUCAGAUCGAUAUUUUGGAAGCUUUGCAGGAAGGGGAGCAAAGGUGAAUACAAAGAAGAAAUCGUUGGAUGCUUUGAUAAAGAGACUUAAAGAAGCACACUGACACAUAACUGUACCCAUAAGGAGUUUUGGCUUACCUUCUAGUUUCUUUGUUUUCAGGUUUGCUAACUUUGCUUACCAGUUUUCUUCAGAGUCUGUUGUUUGUAUCAGGUUGUAACACAAGCAUUCUAAUAGCUGUGUAUCGUAUGUAACUGUUUUGUUUACAUUUUUGGUUUCUGCUGAAACUUACAAGCUACAUUACUUCAAUACAACUUUUAAAAGUUUUACUGAAGGACUGUAAUAAUUGUAGCACUUAAUUUUAUUUACUUCACUUUUGCAUUUUGUUUAA